Messenger RNA from Aspergillus calidoustus, 1485 nucleotides. Lineage: Eukaryota; Fungi; Ascomycota; Eurotiomycetes; Eurotiales; Aspergillaceae. The record is from the annotation of a GenBank genome assembly.
AUGGCCCAAGUCAAGGCAAAAUCGCUCCCGUCGCUCUGGGGUGCAGUCAAGGAGGUCUUUAACUGGUAUCCAUCAGCAUAUCCGGCCGAGGAGCGAAAACUGUUGUUCAAGCUCGAUGUGUCCAUUCUGGUCUUUGCCUGUCUUUGCUUCUUCGUCAAAUUCCUCGACCAGACGAACAUCACCAAUGCAUACGUCAGCGGCCUGAAAGAGGACUUUGGUCUCUACGGGAAUGAGCUCAACUACUUCAAUAUCUGCUACUACACCGCGUAUGUGGUGUUUCAAGUGCCAGGGCUGCUGCUGAUGUCGCGGCCGAAAUUAGCGCGAUGGCUCCUCCCCAGCCUCGAGAUCCUCUGGGGAAUCUGCACCUUCGCCCAAAGCCGUGUGACAAACGUCCACCAGCUCUACGCAUUGCGGUUCCUCGUCGGCAUGUUUGAAGCUCCAGUCUUCGCGGGAACACAUUUUAUCCUCGGCUCCUGGUAUUCUGGCCCCGAACUCUUCAAACGCGCCGGAACGUGGUUCAUCUGCAACCCACUCGGCACAAUGGUAAGCGGAUACCUCCAAGCAGCCGCAUACACGAACCUCUCCGGGGUAGCCGGGAUGCCCGGAUGGCGGUGGCUGUUCAUCAUCGACGGGAUCUUCACUAUCCCCGUCGCACUAAUCGGGUUUGUGAUUUUCCCUGGGAUCCCGGACUCGCCGCCGCCGUUCUUCUUGUCCGCCAGGGAUAUUGAAAUUGCCAAGGACAGGGUGAAGCGGGCGAAUAUUCGACGGCCGGGGCGGUUGGGUGCGGAUGUGUUUAGGAGGAGUUUGAGGCGCUGGCAUAUUUGGGUUUUCUUGUUUUGUUAUGCCUGCAUGAUCCUCUCCUCGUACCCAAGCGGGUACAUGAGCCUCUGGCUCAAGGAUGAGGGCUACUCCGUGACAAAAGUCAACCAGAUCCCCACGGUCAUCCAAUCAAUCACAAUCGUCUCUUCGUGGCUCGGAACAACUCUCGCAUCGAUAUACCCGUCCUGGAUCAUAUAUACCAUAGUCUCUUCCUGCUCACUGUUCUCGACGCUGUGCAUGUCCAUCUGGAAUAUCCCGACGGGAUUAAAGUUCUUUGCCUGGUUCCUGUUCGGCGUCUCGGGCUGCUCAAGUCCGAUCCUGUACUCGACCGUGAAUGCCAUCGUCAAGGAUGAUUCCGAGGAGAGGGCUCUUAUCAUGGGCUCGAUGAUGACAUUCGGCUACUCAUUCAACAUCUGGGUCCCGCUCCUGCUCUUCCCGACGGCCGGACCGGACGGUGCGCCGCGCUGGCGAAAGGGGUGGCCGACGACGUUUGUGUUUUAUUUCUUCCUCUGGGCAGGGUUCAUUACGGCGAUUGUGCUGUAUCGACGGGAUACGCGGAGGAAGGAUAUUGACGUGGGGUCUGAGACGGGGUCUGAGUCCGAUGGUGGUGGGGUCAGGACGCCGGAGGUCGAGGCGGAGGUUGUGGUCGAGGCCACGAAGAGGUGA